Molecule: messenger RNA, 3529 nt
Organism: Oryza brachyantha (malo sina)
Lineage: Eukaryota; Viridiplantae; Streptophyta; Magnoliopsida; Poales; Poaceae
Product: chaperone protein ClpD2, chloroplastic
Exons: 12
Coding region: 411-3242 (943 amino acids)
Biological process (GO): cellular response to heat
Cellular component (GO): cytoplasm
Molecular function (GO): ATP hydrolysis activity; ATP binding
Source: RefSeq, a predicted model, not a curated record
ACGCCACGGUGGAAUCCCAGCCAGAAAAUCCCUUUCUUCCCCCCGCCCCGACCCGCAUCUCCCCCUCUCCCCGUCGCCGCCGCGGCCACCGCGGCCGUACGUGCCGGUUCCUUCCCCGUUGCCUUGCCUUGGCUUUGCCCCUCCCUCCCCUCCUUCCUUGCGUGCGGCCUCCACUUCCCACACCACCACCACCCGCAUCACCCAAUCCCUGCAGUAUUCUAUUCCAUUUCCGCCAGCGAAAGCUUUACAGCCACACCCUCCGCUCCGCGCGGCGGGUUGCGUCUCUCCGCCCAUAAUUGAAGCGGCUGCGGUGGCGGCAUCAUCCGAUCAAUCAUCAUACCACCGAACAGCAGAUAGAGGGAGAAGGACGCGGUAGGGGGAGGGGAGUUGGGGGCUCGCGGCGCGUGGGAAUGAUGGAGGCGUGCUGCUGCUCGUCCUCGUCGGUUCCGUCCGCGUCCAUCCUCGCCACGGGCGCCGGCCUCCGCCGCAGAUUCUCCCCGGCUGCGGCGGCGGCGGCGGGGGCCGGCGGUGGGAGGGCGGUGGCGAUGGCGAUGGCGGCGGCGCGGCCGGUCCGCGGGCCCGCCGCGGCUCUGCUGGCCGCGCCGCGGCGGAGGUCCCUCGCCGUCGUCAGGGCGGUGUUCGAGCGGUUCACGGAGCGGGCGGUGAAGGCGGUGGUGUUCUCGCAGCGGGAGGCGCGCGGGAUGGGGGACGAGACGGUGGCGCCGCACCACCUGCUGCUGGGCCUCGUCGCUGAGGACCGGUCGCCGCUGGGUUUCCUCGCGUCGGGCGUCCGCGUCGAUCGCGCCCGUGAGGCGUGCCGCGCCGCCGUCGGCAAGGAAGGGCUCCCGCAGGCGCCGGUCGGGCUGGCCACGGACGUGCCCUUCUCGGGGCCCAGCAAGCGAGUCUUCGAGGCGGCGGUGGAGUUCUCCAGGAACAUGGGAUGCAACUUCAUCUCGCCGGAGCACAUUGCUCUCGGCCUGUUCAACCUGGACGAUCCCACCACUAACACCGUCCUUAAGAGGUUAGAAAUAGAUCCAAAUCAGCUAGCAAAACAGGCGCUUACCAGAGUACAAGGGGAGCUUGCAAAGGAUGGGAGAGAACCCGUGGGAUUAUCUUCUUACAAAGUGCGUCAGAAAUUUACUCCUGGAGGUGGGAAGUCUGCAAUUGUAAAAUACUCUAACAAAAAGAAAGAGAAGAGUGCAAUGGCUCUAUUUUGUCUAGAUUUGACUAUGCGAGCCAGUGGAGGAUUGAUUGAUCCUGUCAUUGGUCGCAAGGAUGAGAUUGAAAGAGUGGUUCAGAUUAUAUGCCGCCGCACAAAGAACAAUCCAAUCCUUUUGGGCGAAGCAGGUGUUGGUAAGACUGCCAUUGCCGAGGGUUUGGCCCUUAAAAUUGCCAAUGGAGAUGUUCCUAUUUUCCUUGUGGGAAAGCGUAUAUUGUCAUUGGAUGUUGCUCUACUAAUGGCUGGUGCUAAAGAGAGGGGUGAACUGGAAGCCAGAGUUACUAGUUUAAUCCGUGAAGUGCACAAAGCAGGUGAUGUUAUACUGUUCAUCGACGAAGUCCAUACUCUUAUUGGAUCUGGCAUUGCUGGAAGAGGAAGCAAAGGAGCUGGUCUUGAUAUUGCUAAUUUGCUGAAGCCUGCACUUGCUAGAGGUGAAUUGCAGUGUAUUGCAUCUACAACUCUGGAUGAACACCGAUUGCAUUUUGAGAAGGAUAAGGCGUUGGCCCGCCGGUUUCAGCCUGUUUUUGUGAAUGAGCCUAGUCAGGAGGAUGCUGUGAAGAUAUUACUUGGUCUGCGUGAGAAGUAUGAGGCCUAUCACAAAUGCAAAUAUACUUUAGAAGGCAUCAACGCAGCAGUUUAUUUGUCAGCAAGAUAUAUUGCUGACAGACAUCUUCCUGAUAAGGCCAUUGACCUAAUAGAUGAAGCUGGUAGUAGAGCUAGGAUGGAAUCAUUUAAAAGGAAGAAGGAGGAACAGUGCUCUAUUCUCUCAAAGUCACCAGAUGAAUACUGGCAAGAGAUUAGAGCUGUCCAGAACAUGCAUGCAGUGGCACUGACUAACAAGGUGAAAUAUUCUCUAAAUGAGAAUGACCAAGAUGAUGUUGUUGAGGUUGAAGUUCUGGGUGAGGACAAAACAAAUCCAGUAUCUAUGCUAUCAACUUCAACUAAUGAACCAUCUCUAGUUGGAUCAGAGGAAAUUGCAAGAGUCACAUCAUUGUGGUCAGGCAUACCAGUUCAGCAGUUGACGGCAGAUGAAAGAAAACUUCUAGUAGGAUUGGAUGAUGAACUCAGGAAACGUGUCAUAGGUCAAGAUGAUGCUGUUCUAGCCAUAUCUAAAGCUGUGAAGAGAUCACGUGUUGGCCUCAAUGACCCUGACCGACCUAUUGCUACACUGAUUUUCUGUGGUCCAACAGGUGUUGGAAAAACUGAACUCACCAAAGCUCUAGCAGCAAGUUAUUUUGGAUCUGAAUCAGCUAUGGUUAGAUUAGAUAUGAGUGAGUAUAUGGAGCGACAUGCUGUGAGCAAGCUAAUAGGAUCUCCUCCAGGGUACAUGGGAUUUGGUGAGGGUGGUACUUUGACUGAAGCAGUCAGGAGGAAACCAUUCACUGUGGUGUUGCUUGAUGAGAUAGAGAAAGCUCAUCCUGAUAUUUUUAAUAUUCUUCUUCAAGUAUUCGAUGAUGGUCAUUUGACGGACUCACAGGGCCGCAGGGUUUCCUUCAAGAAUACAUUAAUUGUGAUGACAUCAAAUGUUGGUUCCACAUCAAUUUCCAGUGGAAGGCGGAGCAUAGGUUUCCAGACACAAACUGAUUCAGAAGAAAAGUCAUAUGCUACAAUGAAAUCUUUGGUAAUGGAAGAGUUGAAGGCAUUUUUUCGGCCUGAAUUGCUCAAUAGAAUUGAUGAAGUGGUUGUGUUCCGCCCUCUUGAGAAGACUCAGAUGCUGGCUAUUCUCAAUAUAAUGCUGCAAGAGGUGAAGGGUAGGAUUUUAGCCCUUGGGAUUGGCUUAGAGGUAUCUGAUUCCAUGAAGGAGUUGAUUUCUCAGCAUGGAUACGAUCAGAGCUACGGUGCACGGCCACUGAGAAGAGCUGUCACUCAGCUGGUUGAGGAUGUCAUCAGCGAAGCAAUUCUGUCUGGGCAGUUCAAGCCUGGUGACACCAUAAUGAUGGACACUGAUGCUACGGGGAAACCUUGCUUGAGUCGACUGAAUAAUCAGACCGUCCAAUUGUCUGAUCCGACACCAACACUUUGAAGGUUCAAGGACCCUAUGUAUAUUUGUGAUUUCACUCAUUUAUUCUUCCACAACGAUAAGCUUAUUUAUUUUGUGCAUGCAUAGGUUCCGUAGUUCAUGUACAUAGCCACAACAUGCUGGAUUUUCUCCAUGCACAUAAUGUAAAUUUAAAUCUAACAUCAAUUGUACAUAUCAUUGAAUUCCGUAAGUACUUAAAUCAUUUACAUGAUCAGAUCGUCCAACACGAUCUAGUUGGUUUAUUUGCACCGGAACCAGACUAGUGUUCCAAAACCAGUUUAUGGUCAGUG